Purpureocillium takamizusanense is the source of this 930-nucleotide messenger RNA. RefSeq lists its product as uncharacterized. Bases 1 to 930 code for a protein of 309 amino acids. Gene Ontology annotation, biological process: transport. The record is from RefSeq and is a predicted model, not a curated record. The transcript has a single exon. NCBI's taxonomy places the organism in Eukaryota, Fungi, Ascomycota, Sordariomycetes, Hypocreales, Ophiocordycipitaceae. Gene Ontology annotation, molecular function: transmembrane transporter activity.
AUGUCGGCCGACUUUUGGGCCGGCUACCUCAGCGGUGCUAUAGGCAUCAUCAUUGGCAAUCCCCUUGACAUCGUCAAGGUCCGUCUACAGGCCGCCUCGAAUCGGGCGCCUCCACUGCCCGCGUCGCUAUCACCGUCCCCCUCGUCCCCUUUGCUUUCGACCGCAUCUCCGAAUCUCUACUCGCGACUGCGUCCCACCGCCGCCCUCUCCACCGGUACCGCCGCGCCCAUACUCGGAUACGGAGCACUAAAUGCCGUCCUCUUCGUCUCGUACAACCGGUCCAAGCCUGCCAUCAACCGCCUCUUGUCGACGCGCGACAGUCUGUGGGCAACCUGGCUUGCCGGGGCCGUAGGAGGCCUGUCCACUUGGGUCGUCAGCGCACCGACAGAGCUCGUUAAAUGCCGUGCUCAGGUCUCUACACCGGAAGCCUCCAGCUGGGCUGUUAGUCGUCAGAUUUGGAGUACGGGGGGCAUUCGAGGCUUCUACUUCGGCGGCCUGGUCACAGCCCUGCGCGACAGCAUCGGCUACGGCUUUUACUUCUGGUCCUACGAGCUCACCACCCGCAACUGGCCAUCAUCACACAGCACCCCUAACGGCCCAUACCGGGUCCUCAUUUGCGGCGGCUUGGCCGGCAUCAUCACCUGGGCCAGCGUUUUCCCCCUCGAUGUAAUCAAGACACGUCUCCAGACCCAGCGCUGGGGCCCUGAAGGUUCGUCAUUGCUUCAUAUGAAACGCCUGGGCGCCAUGGCUGUUGCUCGGGAGGCGUUUAGUCAGGGCGGUUUCCCCAUCUUCUUCCGCGGCAUCGCUGUCUGCAGUAUCAGAGCCUUCAUCGUCAACGCCAUUCAGUGGGCUGUCUACGAGUGGACGAUGAAGGAGAUCAGUGGUGGUCACGAGCCACUCAUCAAUAAUACAGCUGUCGUGCUGGAAUGA